AUGGUGCUCACCAAGACAACUCCCGAUCCAUAUACACUUGUCAGCUCAGCCCAUCAUGACACCGUCUACAGCGAUUUCGAGGACGUGGCCUCUGGCAAAUAUGCCGACCUGGAUGCCCAGCUUAUUGCAUCCAUUAGAAACCACCAUCCAGGAAUGACCGUGACUGUGAUUCCAACCAGCUAUGCCAAUCUUGCUGCCUAUGCAGCUGCCGGUUAUGCACGGGCAGAGCUAGAUACCUCCGAGGACUCUUUGCUGAGAUGGAGAUACUACCAGACGUCUUCAACCCGAGGCGGGCAGGGACAUCUAGGAGAGGUCUUCUUCUUUGUUCGGUUCAAGUAUACCUGGAAGAACAUUGAAUUUAUUGUUUAUACCGUUAGGGAGGGAAUGAUAACGCUGAAUUACAUUCUGUUCCCGCCAGAUGACGACGAGACCGUCCUCUCACAUUCCAAGGUCACCGAUGCACUGCUACAGGCUGUUGGGGAAAUCCAAUUCGCAGUGGAAGGGACGAUCCUGGUCUUCGAGAGAUACUGGACACGGAGCAGAGCUUUGUAUGAGCAAGUGCAAAAAGCAUCUUGGGAUGACGUAAUACUCGACAAGAAGAUGAAGAAGACUCUCACAGAAACUGUGGUUCACUUCUUUGACAGCGAGAAAUCUUAUAAAGACCUCGAUGUUCCCUGGAAGAGAGGUUUGAUCUUUUACGGGCCUGCUGGAUGCGGAAAAACCAUCAGCAUCAAGGCGCUUAUGCACACGCUCUCUAUCCGCGAAAACCCAGUCGUAAGUCUUUACGUCAAGGCUCUUCAUAAUACCUAUGAAAUAGGCUCAGUCUUCCGGAUGGCCCGUACAAUGACCCCUUGCCUACUCAUCCUCGAGGAUGUGGACACUCUGAUUACAGAAGAGCUGCGCUCUUACUUCUUUAACGAAGUCGACGGUCUAGACAGCAAUGAUGGCAUCAUGAUGGUGGCCACAACCAACCAUCUGGACCAAUUGGACGGUGGUCUGGCUAAAAGGCCGAGCAGAUUUGACCGCAAAUAUAAUUUUCCGACCCCUGAUCGUGAGGAGAGAAUUCUGUACUGUGAUUAUUGGAAACAGAAGUUGCGGCACAACAAGAAGGUCGAGUUUCCAGAGGAGCUGCCACCAGCGAUAGCGGACAUAACGCAGGACUUCACAUUUGCAUAUCUCAAAGAAGCAUUCGUUGCUAGCCUGCUUACAAUAGCGAGGCAAGAUGAGGAGCGCGACGAUGAAGACGAAGAUGGUGACAGGAUCACCAGCCCUAGAAAUGACGAUCCAGGUUUCCAUGACAAGCUCAUCAAUACUGAGAAGGACAUCUCUAAUUUACCAUUGUGGAUUGAGAUUCAGAAACAAGUAAAGAUGCUCCGAGAAGACAUGGACAGUGAAGACAAGGAAGUCAAGAAAAACACCUUGUGGGGCUUCCGAGCUCCAAGCACACGCCCAAUGCCACCACGUGCUAAUGGAUGCUUCCCUUCAGCUUCGGCCCGGCGCAUACCCCCGCUACAGGCUGAUACGGAAGCUGUCCACAUAAUGCCAUCAUCAGAAACACCCAGUGAAGAAGACCAGACAGUGAUCAGGAUGCGUGCAGCUUUCAAUCGAAAGACAGACAGACAGAUACUGGGGCUUGACAAGGAACUUCAUCGGUCGACCUAG
Endocarpon pusillum Z07020 is the source of this 1662-nucleotide messenger RNA. RefSeq lists its product as uncharacterized. Gene Ontology annotation, cellular component: cytosol; peroxisomal membrane. The transcript has 2 exons. Gene Ontology annotation, molecular function: ATP binding; ATP hydrolysis activity. The coding region runs from base 1 to 1662 and encodes 553 amino acids. The record is from RefSeq and is a predicted model, not a curated record. NCBI's taxonomy places the organism in Eukaryota, Fungi, Ascomycota, Eurotiomycetes, Verrucariales, Verrucariaceae. Gene Ontology annotation, biological process: protein import into peroxisome matrix.